Molecule: messenger RNA, 3782 nt
Organism: Symbiodinium pilosum
Lineage: Eukaryota; Dinophyceae; Suessiales; Symbiodiniaceae
Source: the annotation of a GenBank genome assembly
GCCAUCCACGAACACUUGGAGCACACGUAUCCCCUGAUAUGCCACCUUGGGAAGAAAGGGAAGAAGAACAGAUCCCAGACUUCACCCUGCAAGAAUUACAAGAUGCAGCGGUGAGAGGUGCGACAGGCAAGGCAGUGGGGGUGGAUGGUGUGAGCCAUGAACUUUUACAAGCAAUCUGUGUGGAUGAAUGUGCGGCUACACAAUUGUUGCAGUGGUACAACAAAAUUCUGCAGACUGGAAAGCAGCCCGAGAGCUGGUGUGACAUUGUGAUGGUGGUGUUGCCCAAGAUUAAGUUUCCGGUGGAAGCCAAGCACAUCAGACCUAUCAGUCUCAGUUCGGCAACGUGCAAACUCUUCUCACGAAUGUUGCUGGAGCGAUGUAAGGAAAGGCUAGGUGAACCAGGUGGAAGACAAUGUUCUGGAAAAGGGAGGCAACCAACUGAUUAUAUCUAUACCAUCCACAAGCUAAUGCACCUGGAGAGGGAGUGGCGCCUUGGUCUGCGGUGGAUUAAGAUCGAUAUUGCUAGGGCCUUCGAUCGGGUUUCCAGGAGUAGACUCAUGAUGAUGCUUCAAGAUAAGAUUGGUCACAACAGGCUGAGCAAGGCGUGGUAUGAAUUAUUGAAGCCAACGCGAUCACACCUCCAGACCAGUUGGGGCAACACAACAUUCGAGAUGAGAACGGGCAUCCGUCAAGGUGCAGUAGAGUCGCCAUCGUUUUUUGGACAGUUGGCUGAGCUCUGCGUGCAGACAGCUGCGGAGAGGUAUGGCUGGGAACCUAAUUGCCCGGGCAUAGAUGGGCUCCCAGUAAGGGAGGUCCUUUUCAUGGAUGACGCAGUGGCAUGGGACGUCAAGGCUGAGGAUCUAUCUCGGAGGGUGGAGCAACUUGCCACGGAACUGGCCGCCUGGGGACUGGAAAUCAAUCUGAGCAAGUGUCAGUAUUACUGUAGUCCUUAUGCGACGGGGGACCGACAGUUGGUGGUGAUGGGCAAAACUAUGCACCCAGAAGGUCAGCUGGAUGUUAUGGGCUUGUGUAUGGGAGUACGCAAAACAGCAUGCGAAACACUAGAGAGAGAUGAGGGCGAUGAUGCACAGGUUCCAGGUCCAGCGAUGGAGCACAAGAUGGUUGCAAAAACUAUGGAGGUACUCCGGUUGAUGCCAUUAGAAAAGGCCUUAGACCGUGCGGCGGGUGGUGAUUGGAGAUCAGUGGCGCAGAACAGGGUGGUGUGGAGAGAAAGAGAGAAGGUUUUCUUGCAGCAGAUGGAUGUGGCAUGGACAAGUGGCAGACAGGUCGAGUUGGCCAAUGGUAAGACCUGGGAUGAGCUCCUGGGACUUCUUGAAGAGGACAGGCUUGACCUCUUCAUUGAUGAGCUGGUUGACAGGGCGUGGGCUCACCAGCAGGCUGCCAAGUCUACGGACCCGUCUGACAUGGAUCCAGCAAGGGAUGUGGAUAGACUACCGCAAGAAGGAGAACAAGGAAUGGAUUCCUUGUCGGAUGAGGACCCAGGCGAUAGCCCGGAGCCGUUGCAAAACGCCUUGUCUGAUGAUGAUGAGGAACCAGGCAACAACCUGGAGCCGUUGCAAAACGGGGCUCCAAGCUCCCCGGAGGGGUUCUCCUUGGACGAGGUGGCCAUUGAGAACAUGGAAGCCGCUGAGGAUGAUGAGGUGGGAACAGCUUUGCCAGGGGGAGCCGUGGACACAACCAGUGAGGAGGCAGCCUCACCAAGUCGCGAGAGCUCCAAGGGGCCGUGGGUAGCAAAAUGUCUGAAGAUGAUCUACAUGGAGGCGCAGAUCCGGAACUACCGGUACAUCCUGAACUACCGGUACAACAAGAUGACGGCCCGGGCCCAGCGGAACAUCAUGAUGGAGGAAAUGAUCAGGGAAGUGCACUUGAGCGAGCGGAGGGUCAAGAAUGCCCGGUACAACAUGGAGGCAACGAUCAGGGCGCUGCCCUUCCACACGGAGACGGGCAAAACACUGCGAAUGGUGAAGACGAAAGUGUGGCUGACAAGGAGUAAUGAUGAUGGUUGGCACCGGCGGCGGCGCAGAGAGAAAAAGAAUGAACACUGGCGUGGGUCGUCGCCUUCCAGGUCCAAAGGGAAGGGCAAGAACAAAGACAAAAGAGGCCCAAAGGCGAAGCCCAGGCCAAGACCGUACACCAUUUGGACGUCCAGUGGAUGCAAGGAAUGGCAAGCGGAUGAGGGUACGGAGGGCAAUAUGGAAGAGGAAGUGGUGGAAGUGGAGGAUGAGCAGGAGCACGCGUCCAGCGCAUCGGGAGCAAGGCCAGACGCGGAGCCGUUUACCGUCGAGAAUGCCAUGCAGCUUUGGCGGGAAUUCCUCGAUAUGGAGGAUGAAGGCGGGCUCGGCUACUCCUCAUGGGCGCUGGAUCGAGUCAGGGAUACUAUCGAAGAGUGGCCAGCGGAAGAUGUGAGUAUUCUGUUGGCUGCUCAUCAGCAGUUCCUGAGCUUGGUGAUGGCACAAGUGGCAGAGAUUGCGCAGAGGAGAAUUACAAGGGCAAGAGAGGAAGGCGCAAGGCGACCAGAGGGUGAUGAAACCAACCUCAUGCAGGCUUCUCGUGUGGUCCCUGUUGCGGAUGCGGGGAUCUCAAGCUUUGGCUUGGAGCUCCGAUUCCUGACUGAUGAGUUUUCGGUGAUGGACGUGGACAGGGCAAGGGUUAGGUCCUCGCUACUUCGUGGACUCCUGGCCAGAAGGUAUGGCUGCACGACGGGCAGGCUAGCUAUGGGGAUGAGGGCGAUGGCAUCGGAGGCGGCGGUAGUUGCCUUUGAUGAUAGCAGCUCAGAACUUGACAACGAUGUGCCGGAAAAUGAAGCGGACAGGGUGUGGUGUGAGAAGUGGUGGCGAAGACUCCUGACACCCAUCAUGGAAGAGGAGAAGCAGCUCCGUGCGACAAAGGCAAAGGUGCUGGAUGAACUGGAAAUCCGAAGGCAGCUGGAAGAAGAGCGGGAGAUGCAGGCGUGGGACCGAGCCAAGCUGCAAAAGGACAUCCAGGACUACGAGCUGGAACGUGAGCAACAGGAAAGCGAGGAUGCGGCCCACUACGAAAGCCUGCAAGCCCAGUACGCUCAGGACUGGGACGACUGGGUGCUCUGGAGCUCAAUGAAUCCGACAACUCCUACCAGGGAAAGACCAGUGAAGAAGCAGAAGAUGAUCUUGCACCUACAAGUUCAGGGAGAUGCCACAAAGGCGGCACGUUUCGACAUGGAGUUGCAACCUGACAAGCCGGUGAUGCUGGGCAUGACCUGGACAGUGGUGGAGGAAAUGGUGCCGGUGGAGCAAGGGGGUGGUGGAACUAGAGCGAGUGGGAGCCAAGCAUCGACGGAGCGGAUCAGUCCGGUGACACCUGAGGGGGUCAGCCAGCUGAAGAUCAAUCAGCCAACAAAGCAAUACGCUCCGCCGAAGCCCGUGCCGAAAGCCUCCGCAAAAUCGGAGGCUGAAGAGAGAACUUCUGGAGAUGCUGUGAAGGGAGCCAAACAGCCAACCUACGUAGAUACACCGAGCACCCGAGACAUUCCCCUGGACAUCCGCUAUCCGGGCUUGGUCAAGUGCGACCCAUCGGAGAUGUACGGCUGCAUGAGCCGCUGUUACUCAGGGGUCAUCCAAGAGGAGAAUGCCGACAGAAAGUUGUGCCUCACGAUCCGUUGCGUUCGGGAUUGCUCCAGGGCGACGUCUCGGGAAUGCCCAUCGAAAGCACUUGUGGCCUGCAAGAACCUGCUGAGCUUGAUAGAUGUCGCCAGAAGCCAGUGCUACCUGGACUGCAACCACUGA